Nezara viridula (southern green stink bug) is the source of this 1529-nucleotide messenger RNA. NCBI's taxonomy places the organism in Eukaryota, Metazoa, Arthropoda, Insecta, Hemiptera, Pentatomidae. The record is from the annotation of a GenBank genome assembly.
CUUCCGAGCAUGAGUUCUGUUUACUGUUGAUUUAUUUAUAAUAAAAUAGAUUAGUCUCCUUUUUUUUUUUUUGCAAUUUUUUGUUCUAAAACAGUUAUGAAGUUUUCGAUCAUCGGUGUACUUAAUACCGGAGCCAGACAAGGGAAAUUAACCAAUAUUUCCAGGCUACCGGGAGUUGUUUUAGAAACUCCAUUACUGCUUUUUUAUACUAAAGGAGGAAGUAUACCACACAUUACAAGGGAAGUAUUGGACCUAUUAACCAAAGAAAAUUUAGGGAUUCAAAUUACCCUACCAUCUACUAUUCAGUGUUUUGAAGGAGCCAAAUCGUUUGGUAAAGGCAUAGCAGAAUUUGUUGGGCUCAAGGAAAUGCUUACGUACUGCUCUGUUCAAGACUCAGCUAUCAAUACUCCUGAAGGAUAUAAUUCCAAGGAACAGAUUUCAGUUUGGUCUAAUACAGGAAGAGUUGCCGUUAAUGCCGACAAAUACAUGGAUAUUAUUGAAACUUUUCAACCUGAUUUUUAUCAAGCUCUGUCUAAUGGAGAUACACAUUCAGAUUCUUCCAAAAAAAAAACACAAAAAGUUAUGGAUUCAAGUGAUAAACUUUUAGAUAAAUGUUUGGAACGGCAUCAGUCUUCAUUGGCCUUAAAAUCUAUAUCAAUUUUUGGAAAUAUUGAAGGAGGUUAUGAUGUAGACCUUAGAAAACUUUCUGCACAAGUUGUAUCCAGUAAACCAGUUGAUGGUUUCAUCAUAAAUGGUCUUCACAAUAAUGGUCCAGAUGUUGAGAAAUUGAAUUUGAAGAAAGUAGCUCCCCUUUUGGAAGCAGUAAUGAAACACUUACCCGAAGAUAAACCACGUAUUAUUCAUGGUUGUUGGAGACCAGAACAUGUUUUAAAAAUGGUUGAUAUGGGAAUAGAUAUUUUUGACUCCUCACUAGUCUAUAUCACUACUGAAAGAAAAUCAGCUUUCAUCUUUCAAUAUUUUGAGGUUCCAGUUGAAGAAUCCAGAACAGAAAGCUUUGAUGAGUGUUCUAUUCUAGAAAUUAAUCUAGAAGAUAAAAGCUAUAAAGAAGAUUUUCGACCUAUUCUUGAGGAUUGUACCUGUCUCAGUUGUAGAAAACAUUCAAGAGCUUAUAUACAUCAUCUAAUCAUGAACAAGGAGCUUCUUGCAUCGACACUACUUAUGUUGCACAAUUUGCACCACUACAUGUUAUUUUUUAAUUCAAUAAGAACAGCAGCUUCUAAAGGAAAAAAAAUAUCUAUUUCAUAUUGAAAUUCGGGCCGUCCUAAGGACAUAUUUUAUUAUUAUUUAUAAGAAAUGUAUUAUCAGUAUUAUUAAAUAUUUACUUAUAUUGCUUUAAGUAUACUUAUUAUAUUUAUAUUUCUUUUUUCUUUUUUAUUAAAUGCAUUUACAUUUUAUUUUUAGAAUUGACUUCUAACUAUUCAUUUAUAUUUAGAAUUUACUUGCCUUUAGUCACUAUUUAUUUGCUUAAAGCAACAACCUUAGAUUAAUUCAAUGUUUUUCAUAUCCCC